UCUUAUUCUGCUCCUCCAGUUCCCCCAGAGUUCCUUGUGCCUCUGAGUGACGUGACGUGUGACGACGCAGAGAGCGUCACCCUCAGGUGUAAGGUCUGCGGUCGGCCCCGGCCCACCGUCACCUGGAAGGGCCCCGACCAGAGCAACCUCAGCAACAAUGGACACUUCAGCACUGCCUACAGUGAUACGGGUGAAGCAACGCUGCGGAUAAUCGGCGUCUCCUCUGAGGAUGACGGCGUUUACACGUGUGUCGCCACCAACGAGCUGGGCAGCGUCACGUCAUCCGCUAGCCUCAGAGUGUUAGCAGUGUCCACUGACGGCAUCAGAGUGAGCUGGAAAGACAACUUUGAGUCUCACUACACUGAGGUGGUUGAACUGGGCAGGGGUCGUUUCUCUGUCGUGAAGCGGUGUGACCAGCGGGGCUCCAAGCGUCUGGUGGCGGUCAAACAGGUGAACAAGAAGCUGAUGAGGAGGGACCGGGUCACGCAGGAACUCAACCUGCUCCAGAGGCUGCAGCACCCCCACAUAGUCGGCCUGAUCGACACGUAUGAAACCCCCAGCAGCUACGCCCUCAUCCUGGAGAUGGCUGACCAAGGUCGUCUGCUGGACUACAUCGUGAGCUGGGGGAAUCUGACGGAGGAGAAAGUGGCCUGCUACCUGAGGGACGUUUUAGAAGCUUUACAGUACCUGCACAACUCCAGGAUAGUGCAUCUGGACAUAAAACCUGAGAACCUGCUGGUGUCCCACAGCGCCAGCGGCCAGCCGACGGUGAAGCUCACAGACUUCGGUGACGCGGUGCAGCUCAACAGCGCCCUCUACGUCCACCCCCUGCUGGGCAGCCCUGAGUUCGCCUCCCCGGAGUUGGUCCUUGGAGAUCCGGUGUCGCUGACCUCCGACCUUUGGAGCCUGGGCGUGGUGACCUACGUGCUGCUGAGCGGCGCCUCCCCCUUCCUGGACGAGAGCGCCGAGGAGACCUGCCUGAACAUCUGCCGGCUGGACUUCAGCUUCCCCAGAGACUACUUCCAGGGCGUCAGCCAGGGGGCCCGGGACUUCAUCUGCCUGCUGCUGAGGACCGACCCGGGACGGAGACCUCCAGCCGCACUCUGCCUCCAGGAGCCCUGGCUGCAAGACGAACCCUCUGACGAACGGGCCAGGACGGAGGGCUGCCUGGACACGUCCCGCCUCAUCUCCUUCAUCGACAGGAGGAAGAAUCAGACCGACGCCCGGGCCAUCGGGGGAGUCGGGAGCUUCAUUCAGAGCCGCCUGCAGCCUCGAGUUUAAAGUCCAACCCUCGUCCCUGCUGUCCUGUAGGGUCUGUCCUGUAGGGGCUGUCUUCUAGGUUCUGUCCUGUAGGGGCUGUCCUGUAGGGUCUGUCCUGUAGGGGCUGUCCUCUAGGUUCUGUCCUGUAGGGUCUGUCCUCUAGGGGCUGUCCUCUAGGGGCUGUCCUCUGGGGGCUGCAGGCUCCUCUGGAUUGGAGCAUCUUGAUGGUGUAGAAGCUAGAAAUAAUGAAUGCUGAUCUGAUCCUCUUUCACAGAAUGUUGCUAAAGUCCUGUAGUCCUUUCACAAAUUAGACCUGUAGGUCUAAACCAAUCAGAGUCCUCGAGAACCAAGUUCUCACCAAUCACGUAAAUGAACGGAUGCCCUUGUCUACUGCUGCUUGCUGCUUUCAACUCUAAACAGAUUUUCUAGUAAAGUGAACAAAAAAAAACAACAAAAAAAAGUUAUUUAUUUUCCAUUUGAAGAUUUAGAGCUGACCGAGGAGCCGAUUGAAGGAGCCUCAACGCGGAGAGCAAACUGCCCC
Messenger RNA from Notothenia coriiceps (black rockcod), 1801 nucleotides. Its product is annotated as triple functional domain protein-like. Gene Ontology annotation, molecular function: ATP binding; protein serine/threonine kinase activity. Gene Ontology annotation, biological process: intracellular signal transduction; protein phosphorylation; positive regulation of apoptotic process. NCBI's taxonomy places the organism in Eukaryota, Metazoa, Chordata, Actinopteri, Perciformes, Nototheniidae. The transcript has 6 exons. The coding region runs from base 466 to 1281 and encodes 271 amino acids. Gene Ontology annotation, cellular component: nucleus. The record is from RefSeq and is a predicted model, not a curated record.